Molecule: messenger RNA, 387 nt
Organism: Peronospora matthiolae
Lineage: Eukaryota; Oomycota; Peronosporomycetes; Peronosporales; Peronosporaceae
Source: the annotation of a GenBank genome assembly
AUGUCGACUUCUGAUCAUCCAGAGACAGAUGGUCAGACGGAACGUGCCAAUCGUGUCCUUGAAGAGAUCCUUCGAGGAUACGUACACUCCUUUAAGAGUUGGAGUGAGUUUUUGCCAAUGGUAGAGUUUGCCAUUAACAACUCGGCCCAUGCGUCCACGACACAUACACCGUUUUACGUGAAUGGCUUACGCCAUUCGCGUGUACCCACCUUACUAGAGUUUAACUCUGGUUUAAGGGGGGGAGGAACUCGCGCGAGCAAAAACCAAAUUGGUUCACGCUCAUCAUGCUCUGACGAAGAGGUCAUUGCGUUUGAUGCCGAUAUCGAUAACAUCGAUAUCGAAGAAGAUGAUGCCAGUGAGAGUGCGGAAGCCCUCACUGAAGAAUAG